CUUGGGAUGAGGGUACACGAAACCCAUAGGGACGGUAUCUCGCGUGGUUUUGAAGGGCUCAAACUACCGCCCUCCCCUGAGUCUAGAAACAGGGCUUGAGUAUCGAUUCUGCAAUUUGCAUGCCGGCACCUCAUUAACCGAAUUUGCUUUCACUUCAGCUUGUCGCCACAAGCGUGCUCUGGUACAUCUCGACCGCCAAUACGAACCCGCAAUAUCAGUAGAGACAUCCUGCUAGCUGAAAGGUCGCUUAUAGUGGCUUGCUAUGGCAAUCUGGGCGGCAGCGGACCGUAGGCGAAGGCAAAGCCUCGUGGGCUAGACGACCCGUUAAGGUACCGCCUAACGGCAUGCAGCAAUGUCAGCAUGAAAACCGCAGGCCUAGAUCACCAAAAAAAAGUAUGUGCCUGCAUUGCACGUGGCUUGACAUGCGGCCCUGGCCUCGUCGGAAGAGCCGACAGGUACGCGACACCUCCGCCUCCACUCAACCCCAGUGCGCAUCAUUUUCUUACCGUGGCCCCGGUAAGCACCCGCGAUGCAAGGCUGAAAACAAAUAAAAGUUUUGUUUAUGUUGCGUAAACGAAACCUCCACGUCCCAACGCAGCAACGUACGAUGUGGCUUUACUGCGUAGGCGAGGCCGCAGCAAAGAUUGCCCGAUAACACAUCUCGGGUAACCGCACAUUCGUGUAACUGCAGAUUCUGA
This is a messenger RNA of Exserohilum turcica Et28A, 698 nucleotides long. RefSeq lists its product as uncharacterized. The transcript has 2 exons. The coding region runs from base 361 to 573 and encodes 70 amino acids. Lineage: Eukaryota; Fungi; Ascomycota; Dothideomycetes; Pleosporales; Pleosporaceae. The record is from RefSeq and is a predicted model, not a curated record.